Acanthosepion pharaonis is the source of this 471-nucleotide messenger RNA. The record is from the annotation of a GenBank genome assembly. NCBI's taxonomy places the organism in Eukaryota, Metazoa, Mollusca, Cephalopoda, Sepiida, Sepiidae.
AUGAUCCGUGUGAAGUAUACACAUCUAUCUAUCUAUCUAUCUAUCUAUCUAUCUAUCUUUUUGAGUUUGUUACGAUCUAUCUAUCAUUUUGAUUUUGCUACGAUCUAUCUAUCUAUCUAUCUAUCUAUCAUUUUGAUUUGUUACGAUCUAUCUAUCUAUCAUUUUGAUUUUGCUACGAUCUAUCUAUCUAUCUAUCUAUCUAUCUAUCUAUCUAUCAUUUUGAGUUUGUUACGAUCUAUCUAUCUAUCUAUCAUUUUGAUUUUGCUACGAUCUAUCUAUCUAUCUAUCUAUCAUUUUGAUUUUGCUACGAUCUAUCUAUCUAUCUAUCUAUCUAUCUAUCUAUCUAUCUAUCUAUCUAUCUAUCAUUUUGAGUUUGUUACGAUCUAUCUAUCUAUCUAUCAUUUUGAUUUUGCUACGAUCUAUCUAUCUAUCUAUCUAUCUAUCUAUCUAUCUAUCUAUCUAUCAUUUUGA